AUGAUUUGCCACCAGACCAAGGUUCACUUCCUGAGACUAUACUUCCUCAGCCUUUCUCACUCAACACACCUCAAGCUUCACAUUCACAUCAGCAACUGCGAGAUGACAAUGGAGAACCUGAACGUUUCCAACAGUUCUGUCUAUACUUCAGUGGGUGUGCUAACCACCAGUACUGUUCUGGGAGUCUGCUGUGCGCUGGGUGUGCCAGGUAAUGUGGCAGUGCUGGUAAUGCUCGUGCAACAUUUAAAGGAGGGAAGCUUCACUCCAAAAUUGAUGAUGAGUCUGGCUGUCUCUGAUCUGCUGAGUCUGAUCUUUCUGCCUGUGUGGAUCUAUGCUCUCCUGAAUGGCUGGAGUUUUGGCCAAGGUCUGUGCAAGUUUUUCUCCUACGUUGUGUACUGGAGUCUGUACAGCAGCGUGUUUUGCAUGACCCUGAUGAGUGUCCAGAGGUACCUACAGGUUCUGUAUCCGCAGCGGUGGGCUAAACUUGGAAGACGUGGUGAAAAUGGACUCAUUUGUGGGAUUUGGACAUUAAGUGGCAUUUUGGGCUCUCAUGCUCUCAUUUAUCGAAUGGCUGAUCAGAUUAAAAAGAAGAUGCACUGUUAUCCAGCCUAUAAGAAUCAUCAAGAAAAAAAUGCUAUCAUACUUAUGGAGACUGUUGUGCUGUUUCUUGUACCUUUUAUAUGCCUUGUCUGCUUCUACCUUCGACUCCAUAAAAGGAUAAGUCAGUCGUCUUCUUUCAACAGUCACAGGUUGACAAAACUGUCAGUGAGAAUUGUUGUGACGUUCUUUAUAUUCAGCACUCCCUUUGCGUGAACCCCUUUCUUUAUGCCUUCUCAGCCCGAACGCUACGAUGCAGAGGCAGAGCGCAUUCAAACCAUCCACACGAUACAAAUCCGAAUGAGU
Molecule: messenger RNA, 903 nt
Organism: Triplophysa rosa
Lineage: Eukaryota; Metazoa; Chordata; Actinopteri; Cypriniformes; Nemacheilidae
Product: leukotriene B4 receptor 1-like
Exons: 2
Coding region: 1-813 (270 amino acids)
Biological process (GO): G protein-coupled receptor signaling pathway; immune response
Cellular component (GO): membrane
Molecular function (GO): G protein-coupled receptor activity
Source: RefSeq, a predicted model, not a curated record